GAUGGUGUGCGCCUUCCCUGUUUCCACACUGAUGACCGAGACUGGAAGACGCGUCGGCAGCCUACACACCCUGGCCACAGCAACCUGGCCUAUGGCAUCUUGGACACCCCUCCGUGGUAUCUCUGCAUCUUAUUUGGGAUCCAGCAUUUCCUCACAGCCCUGGGAGGGCUCGUGGCGAUACCACUCAUCCUGGCCAAGGACUUGUGCCUGCAGCACGACCCCCUGACCCAGAGCUACCUCAUCAGCACCAUCUUCUUUGUCUCUGGCAUCUGCACCCUCCUGCAAGUUCUCCUAGGAGUCAGGCUGCCCAUUCUCCAGGGAGGCACAUUUGCAUUUCUGGCACCCUCUUCAGCCAUGCUGUCCCUUCCCGCCUGGAAGUGCCCUGAAUGGACACUCAACGCCAGCCUGGUGAACACCAGCUCUCCUGAAUUCGUUGAGGAAUGGCAGAAGAGGAUCCGAGAGCUGCAGGGUGCCAUCAUGGUCGCCUCCUGUGUCCAGAUGCUGGUGGGCUUCUCGGGCCUCAUCGGCUUUCUCCUGCGCUUCAUCGGCCCCCUGACCAUCGCCCCGACCAUCUCCCUGGUGGCCCUGCCCCUCUUUGACUCUGCAGGCAGCGACGCCGGGACCCACUGGGGCAUUUCUGCCUUGACCAGUUUCCUCGUUGUGUUGUUUUCCCAGUACCUGAGAAACGUGGCUGUGCCGGUGCCUGUCUACGGAAAGAAGUGUCACACCUCCAAGUUCUACUUGUUUCAGGUCUUCCCUGUGCUGCUGGCCCUGUGCCUCUGCUGGCUACUCUGCUUCCUGCUCACAGCCACCGACAGCCUCCCCUCGGCUCCCACUGCCUACGGCUACCUGGCUCGCACCGACACCAAGGGCAGCGUCCUGACUGAAGCCCCGUGGUUUCGCUUCCCUUACCCAGGACAGUGGGGUCUCCCCACCAUCAGCCUGGCGGGGGUCUUCGGGAUCAUCGCAGGAGUGAUCUCCUCCAUGGUGGAGUCGGUGGGCGAUUACUAUGCCUGUGCCCGGCUGGUGGGUGCCCCACCACCCCCGAAGCAUGCCAUCAACCGUGGCAUUGGCAUAGAGGGCCUCGGCUGCCUGCUGGCAGGGGCCUGGGGCACGGCAAACGGCACCACCUCCUACAGCGAGAACAUCGGGGCGCUGGGCAUCACCAGGGUGGGGAGCAGGACGGUGAUGGUCGUCGCAGGCUGCGUGCUGCUCGUGUUGGGGGUCUUCGGGAAGAUCGGCGCUGCGUUUGCCACCAUCCCCCAGCCUGUGAUCGGAGGCAUGUUCCUGGUCAUGUUCGGCAUCAUCACCGCCGUGGGCAUCUCCAGUCUGCAGUACGCCGACAUGAACUCUCAACGAAACCUCUGCGUCUUUGGCUUCUCCAUCUUCUGCGGGCUCGCAGUUCCCAACUGGGUGAACCGGAGCCCCGAGAUGCUCCAGACAGGCCUCCCCGAGCUGGACCAGGUCAUCCAGGUGCUGCUGACCACCGGCAUGUUUGUGGGCGGCUUCCUGGGCUUCCUCCUGGACAACACUAUCCCGGGAAGCCGGGAGGAGCGUGGCCUCCUGGCCUGGAGUCAGAUGCAGGAGGUGCCUGAGGAUACUGCGACUGCCGCCGAGGUCUACGGGCUGCCCUGGGGCGUCGGCACCCAGCGCUGCGCGUCCUCCUGCGCGCUGGGCCUCCCGUGCUGGCCAGGGCGGGAAGGCGGCGGCAGAGGCGGGCUCGGACCCUGCUCCACUGUGCCAGCCGACACCCGGCUGUGAGCAGCGGGUCCCGUGCGCUCUCCAGCCACCAGCCGGACCCCGGACCAGCCGCUCCACCCUGGCUCCGCGCACCGCCCAGCAGGACACGGACCCGCUGCUCCGCCCUG
Molecule: messenger RNA, 1868 nt
Organism: Ochotona princeps (American pika)
Lineage: Eukaryota; Metazoa; Chordata; Mammalia; Lagomorpha; Ochotonidae
Product: solute carrier family 23 member 1-like
Exons: 10
Coding region: 355-1761 (468 amino acids)
Biological process (GO): transmembrane transport
Cellular component (GO): membrane
Molecular function (GO): transmembrane transporter activity
Source: RefSeq, a predicted model, not a curated record